AUGCCUCCAGUCCGCACAUCCCGCAACCGCAAACCACCCCCAGCGGGCUUUGACGACAUCGAAGACACUCUUUUAGAGUUCAGCAAUAAAAUGAAAGAUGCUGAAAAUGCGCCACACGAGGGAAAGAAGAAACAUGAGGUUUUGUGGCCUAUAUUUCAGAUCAGUCAUCAACGCUCAAGGUACAUCUAUGACCUUUACUACGAAAAAGAGGCCAUAUCGAAGCAGCUCUACGACUGGCUCUUAAAGAAUGGGUACGCAGAUGCGAACCUGAUUGCAAAGUGGAAGAAGCAGGGAUAUGAAAAGGGAAACCAAUUUUAA
This is a messenger RNA of Aspergillus mulundensis, 318 nucleotides long. Its product is annotated as BUD31 family protein. Gene Ontology annotation, cellular component: spliceosomal complex; nucleus. The record is from RefSeq and is a predicted model, not a curated record. Gene Ontology annotation, biological process: mRNA splicing, via spliceosome. Lineage: Eukaryota; Fungi; Ascomycota; Eurotiomycetes; Eurotiales; Aspergillaceae. The transcript is spliced from 3 exons. Bases 1 to 318 code for a protein of 105 amino acids.